AUGAGUUCUGAUGAAUAAAGAGAGGAAGAGAGAGAGAGAAACGCAGAAGCUGACCGUUGCCUGGUGGUGCUUCGGGAAGAGGCAGACCGUCGCCGGUGACUGCCUGGCUGAUAGCAACAUUGGAAAUCUCAACCCUAAUUUUCAAAUUCGAACUAAUAUAUCACUCAACCAAUCAUUGCUCGCACAUUGAAUCAAUCCUUCGAACUCAACUAGUCUCACACCGUCUUCCUCUUCCUAUUUAUAUUACAUUAUGUGAGGUAGCUUCAGAGCUGUUAAAACUUCAGAUCCUCCUCAAUAUUCCUCUUCCAUUACAGGUUGAAGAAGAGGAAAGACUGCCGUUCCAGAUGGCAGUUCUUUCCAAAUGUCAUUGUAAAAGUGACUUAAUAUGACAAUGCUAUCAGUGCCAGCUGAAAAUUCCUGAUCUAGGUCGGACAUGAGUUUACCAAAUUCUGAAGAACUCAUUUGACUUUUGAUGAGCCAGAAAGUCGUGUCCUUUAAUAGUUUUUUGAUGUAUUGGUGCAUCAUAUAUUAAUAUGCGGGAUAGUGAGAAGAAUGUAAAUAACAGAGGAUCUAGAAAACACAAGAAUUCAAAUGCACAAACCGAGUUAAAGCCAUGCUCAUCAUUGAGAUUAAAAACCGGUAGCCCAAAAUCCCAAGCGAAGAAGCAUAAAUUAAAACAAAAGUCUCGUGCACACAGAGUUGGUGCAAAUAUAUCAAGGCAGGCAGGCACUGGCUCUUCUAAGGAGGACCCAAGCAAGGACUUUUCGAAUAAAAACUUGAUCAUCAGAAAAAGUCUACAUAAAACCAAUGGAAAUCCAUCACAGAAGCCCAGCUCAUCAAAGCCUCAAGGUGAAAAAGUUUCGCUUGGCUCUAAGAAAGAGGGUAAAGAUGUUGAUGAGGAGGUAAACAUUCAGAAGCUUAAAAGGAGAAGGAGAAAAAGGAAAAAUCAAAGAAAUAAUGUGGAUCUUGAUGAUGCUUCACGCCUGCAGAGGAGACUAAGGUAUCUUCUGAUUAAAAUAAAGCGGGAGCAGAACCUUAUUGAUGCAUACUCUGGAGAAGGUUGGAAAGGUCAGAGUCAAGAGAAGAUCAGGCCAGAAAAGGAGUUGCUAAGAGCUCAGAAGCAGAUUUUACAUUGUAAGCUUAGUAUUCGUGAUGCCAUUCACCAGUUGGAUACUCUUAGUUCGGUGGGUAGCAUUGAGGGCUCUGUCAUUGCUCCAGAUGGAUCUGUUUACCAUGAACAUAUAUUCUGUGCAAAGUGCAAAUUGCGUGAAGCUUUCCCAGAUAAUGAUAUAAUACUAUGUGAUGGCACCUGUAACUGUGCUUUUCACCAAAAAUGUCUUGAUCCUCCAUUGGACACUGAAAAUAUUCCUCCUGGAGAUCAGGGCUGGUUUUGCAAGUUUUGUGAAUGUAAGAUGGAAAUACUGGAAGCAAUAAAUGCGCAUAUUGGGACUCAUUUCUCCCUGGACAGCACAUGGCAGGAUGUAUUCAAGGAAGAAGCUUCCAUACCUGAGGGGGAUAUUAGUUUACUGAAUCCAGGAGAAGAAUGGCCAUCAGAUGAUUCUGAUGAUGACGAUUAUAAUCCUGAAAGGAGAGAGGAUAGCCAUAAUAUCAGUGCAGACGAUAUUGAUGGUGUUGCAGCUGAUGAUUCAAGCAGCUCUACCAGUCUGUGGAAUUCAGAUGAUGGAUGUUCUCCAGGAACAGGAAAGGAAAGCAUUGACCAUGAAUUUUUCUCUCGGAAUAAUUGCGUAGAUUCUGAUGAAUCUGGAGAGAUAGCAUGUGGCCGGAGGCAGCGAAAAGCAGUUGAUUACAAGAAACUCUAUGAUGAAAUGUUUGGGAAAGAUGCUCCUGCACUUGAGCAAGUUAGUGAAGAUGAAGACUGGGGUCCAGGCAGAAGAAAGCGAAGAGAAAAAGAGUCUGAUGCUGCCAAUACUCUGAUGACUCUCCAUGAAAGUGAGAACAAAUGUUCCCAAAACGAGCAGAAUGUAAUAAAGGAAUUUUCUUCAGACUUCCAAAGUAAAAGGCCUUGUUUCAGGCUUCCACGCCAUGCAGUUGAGAAGCUUCGCCAGGCUUUUGCAGAGAACGAACUUCCUUCAAGAUCCGUGAAGGAGGGACUUUCAAAAGAGUUGGGACUAGAUGCUGAUAAGGUUAGCAAAUGGUUCAAAAAUGCACGUUACUUAGCACUUAAAGCCAGAAAGCAAGCAGAAGGAGCAGAACAGCCUCAGCGCAUCACUUCUGGAAACCCAAAAGAUUCUAGUUUACAAAAUCCGGAGGUAGAGCAUUUGACAUCCAAGGAACCCACAAAAGUAACUUUGACUGAGCCCCAGACGAAUGCUAUAAAUGACAGCCACAAAAAGCGCUUAAAGUCAUCCCGUGGUAAACCUUUAAAGAAAAGGAAACAAGAGAUAUCUCCACCACAGUCAAAAGAAAAUGGCAAGAAGGACUUGGUGGAGUUCAGUGAUGAUGUUAGCUUGAAGAAACUGUUGAAAGCAAAAAAGAAGAAAGUAACUUAUAAAUUUGAGGGAGACUCUGAAGCAGCAGAGUUCGAAUUUGAAAGACUUGGCAAACUGAAGAAUAGAGUAGACAGUAUGAUGCAAAAAAUUCUUAAAAUUAAAAGUCACACAGCAAAGGAUUCAAAAGAACCCAAAUCCAAAGAGCCCCUGGUUAUAUAUGUACCUGUAGCCGAGUUAAAAGAAAAAAGUUGAGUUGUAAAUUAUUUUUACUAUUUUUAGAGGGCAGGUUGAUCUUUCAUUGUUUGUUUUUUCCUGCCACACCUUUUGUAUGAUGACAUUCUCUCUGGAUAUGAUCUUACUUAAUGAAAGAAUAGCAUACAUAAUGGGGACCUUUCUGUCAAAAA
Messenger RNA from Neltuma alba, 2854 nucleotides. RefSeq names its product pathogenesis-related homeodomain protein-like. Lineage: Eukaryota; Viridiplantae; Streptophyta; Magnoliopsida; Fabales; Fabaceae. Gene Ontology annotation, molecular function: DNA binding; chromatin binding. Gene Ontology annotation, biological process: negative regulation of gene expression, epigenetic. Gene Ontology annotation, cellular component: nucleus. The record is from RefSeq and is a predicted model, not a curated record. Bases 534 to 2702 code for a protein of 722 amino acids. The transcript has 12 exons.